GAGUCCUUGUCCGGCAUCUCGGUUGUGCUAUAAACUACCAUAGCGUCACAUGCAUCACACCACGCACAUCAUCGAACGUCCGAGUGGUUCAUCUGAGCCAGCCAGCUGCUCUUGUUCUUGCUUUCUUCUGAUCCACAGCUCCAUAGAGCUCGGUUGCAUUGCUUUCGACAGGCGUUGAAAUUUUACGCAUUUGCUAUAGCUGGCUAAGGUAGGUCAGAUAACGAGCAUCAGGUCAAAGAAACAGACAUGGGCAGCCUUUCCGGCACCUCUUCGUCCUUGGCCGCUGCGUUCGACGCCGACUCCGAGCGCUUCCAGCCGCUGAACGCCGACGACGUCCGCUCCUACCUCCACAAAGCCGUGGACUUCAUCUACGACUACUACAAGUCCGUGGAGUCCGUCCCCGUGCUCCCGAGCGUCGAGCCGGGUUACCUGGCCCGCCAGCUCAAGUCCGCGCCGCCGAACGCCGCCGCGCCGUUCGACGUCGCCAUGCACGAGCUCCGCGAGGCCGUGGUGCCGGGGACGACGCACUGGGCCAGCCCCAACUUCUUCGCCUUCUUCCCGGCGACCAACAGCGCGGCGGCCAUCGCCGGGGAGCUCGUUGCCUCCGCGAUGAACACCGUCGGGUUCACCUGGCAGGCCAACCCGGCGGCCGCGGAGCUGGAGGCGCUCGCGCUCGACUGGCUCGCGCAGCUCCUCCUCCUGCCGGACAGCUUCAUGAACCGCCCCUGCAGCGCUGUCGUCGCCGGCCGAGGCGCAGGCACUAGAGGCGGCGGCGUCAUCCUCGGCACCACCAGCGAGGCGAUGCUGGUCACGCUCGUGGCGGCCCGCGACGCCGCCCUGCGCCGGAGCGGCUCCGACGGCGUGGCCGGGAUCACGCGGCUGACCGUGUACGCAGCCGACCAGACGCACUCCACCUUCUUCAAGGCCUGCCGCCUCGCCGGCUUCGACCCGGCCAACGUCAGGUCGAUCCCCACCGGCGCCGACACCGACUACGCGCUCGAUCCGGCAAGGCUUCUCGAGGCGAUGCGGCGCGACGCCGGCGCCGGGCUCGUUCCGACGUACGUGUGCGUCACGGUCGGCACGACGUCGUCGAACGCGGUCGACCCGGUGGGCGCCGCGGCCGACGCCGCCGCCGAGUUCGGCGCGUGGGUGCACGUGGACGCCGCCUACGCCGGCAGCGCCUGCAUAUGCCCGGAGUUCCGGCACCACCUCGACGGCGUGGAGCGCGUGGACUCCCUCAGCCUGAGCCCGCACAAGUGGCUGCUCACGUGCCUGGACUGCACCUGCCUCUGGGUGCGCGACACGCGCCGCCUCACCGACUCCCUAGAGACGCGCCCGGAGUACCUGCGGAACCACGCCACCGAGUCCGGUGCCGUCACCGACCUCAAGGACAUGCAGGUUGGCGUCGGCCGCCGCUUCCGCGGACUCAAGCUCUGGAUGGUCAUGCGCACGUACGGCGCCGCCAAGCUCCGGCAGCACAUCCGCAGCGACGUGGCCAUCGCAAAGGUGUUCGAGGAGUCCGUGCGCGCGGACCACCGGUUCGAGGUGGUUGUCCCGAGGAACUUCGCGCUUGUCUGCUUCAGGAUCAGGCCGAGCGCCACCGCCAGCAUGACGGAGGAGGACGCCGAGGUGGCCAAUCGGGAGCUCAUGGAGCGGCUGAACAAAAGCGGGAGGGCGUUCCUGGCCAACACCGUGAUCGGUGGCAAGUUCGUGCUGAGGUUCGCGGUGGGGUCCACGCUACAGGAGGAGAGGCACGUGCGGAACGCGUGGGAUCUCAUUAAGAUGACCACAACCGAGAUCAUAAACGGAGAGGUGGAUUAAGCCUGUUUGUUAACCUUGGUCUUGUUUUCUAGGAUUUAGAGUGUCUCUAGCAAAAGACUGUAAAAGGGUUCUAGCCUAUAUUUAGAGAAGAUUAUUUUCUUCUCUCUCAUCUUCUCUCUCCAAUUUAAUACUUUAAACAACAUAUUAAACAAAACUAAAAUAUGUAUAAAAUAUUUAAGUGCGUGACAAAUGCAUUAUGUACAAAGAUCUAGAGAAAAUAGGUCUCUAAUAUAGAUUUAUGUAUAGGAGACCAGUUAUAAAGGACGAAGAAGAAUAGGAUACAGAAAAAGUAAUCUUUUGAAGAAAACGGUAAAGGAGAAAGAUAAGGAUGC
Zea mays is the source of this 2153-nucleotide messenger RNA. Its product is annotated as tryptophan decarboxylase 1. The record is from RefSeq and is a predicted model, not a curated record. Gene Ontology annotation, molecular function: pyridoxal phosphate binding; carboxy-lyase activity. Gene Ontology annotation, cellular component: cytoplasm. Gene Ontology annotation, biological process: amino acid metabolic process; carboxylic acid metabolic process. Bases 247 to 1821 code for a protein of 524 amino acids. The transcript has a single exon. NCBI's taxonomy places the organism in Eukaryota, Viridiplantae, Streptophyta, Magnoliopsida, Poales, Poaceae.